AUGCUAUGGGUUGAUCAAAAUGCAAUCUUAAUGGGAUUCAUGAAUAAGGAGAGCAAUGUGAUUAAGGCCACACAUCAGCUCUAGAACAUGAAUCAGGAUGCAAUGAUAAUUGCUAAGUCACUCAAGGAUUUGAGUGUAGUUAAAAAUUUGGUAUAAAAUCGUUAUGCUCUUAAAAAUGUGGAGAUUAAAACUUACCAUUUUGCAAUGAUGGGAAUAAAAUUUCUGCGGAUGGGUAUUGUUUUCAAUAUCUUUUUAAUAACUUUAGAUGUGACACUGAAUGCAAUGUUGAACAAGGAUAUAUAUGCUUACUCAAUAAUGACAAUACAUCUGCUUGUAGUCUCCAUUAGUAAUAAGUUCUCUCAAAUAAUAUUUGUGGUGAUGGAAUACUUGAUAUUGGAGAGGAAUGUGACGAUGGAAAUCUGGUCAAUAAUGAUGGAGUAAGUGUUCUAGAGAGUGUAUAGAUACGAGAACAAAUACUAGUUGCUCGAGCCAGGAAAAUCAAAAUAUCUUUGGGUAAACCAAGAUUCAAAUUUGUAAUAAAUAUUAGGUGCAAUCAAGAUUGUCAAACAGAUAAAGAUCACUAUUGUAUAAUCGACUAAAUAUCGGGAAAUCUCUCUUGUUUUCAGAGAUUAAGUCCUAUCAAAGUACUUAAAAUCUAAUGGAUUUAUUCUUUAGAAAAAAAAUUAGUUUGUACCACUCAAUUCAGAAUAAAUUUGCAACAAAGAUGGAACAAAAGAAUCUUUCGAGGAAUGUGAUGAUGGAGAUCCAGAAUCAACAGGGGGGUAAGAAUUAUCUAAAUGA
This is a messenger RNA of Stylonychia lemnae, 801 nucleotides long. The record is from the annotation of a GenBank genome assembly. NCBI's taxonomy places the organism in Eukaryota, Ciliophora, Spirotrichea, Sporadotrichida, Oxytrichidae.